GAAGAAUUAUGGGAAACGCCAGUAGUUCCGGAAGUGAUAACUAUCAAUCUCAUUCAGGAAGAUCCCAAGCUCACUCACACACCACUGAUGAUAACAAUCUACCAAAUAGGAUGCCAUCUAAUAAUCACUUGCAUGAAUACACCAAGGCAGCCGAAGACUUUUUGAAACAGCAAAAAGUGAAGCAAUUAGCAAGAGAAAGAAACAUUAACUUGCAUGGAAAAUUAAUAAAAUCUAAGCUCGGUUUGGAUAUUAAAACCCUCGUUUUAAAGCAGAGUUCCAAAGAGCAAAAUAGAUAUUACCCCAGGUUCAAAUAUAGCUGCACUGAAGAUGCUAAAGUGUCAAUCUAUUAUUGUUGCAAGCAAAUGACUAAUGCUGAAGGAGUCCCGAUGUACUUCACUAUUCCAUCAGAUCUACCUUCUGCUGGAGUCAUUGAAUUGGAAGAAGGGAAAAACAAAAUGUACGAAAAGAUAAAAAGCACUUCCUUCGACAUCACUAAAUAUGAGUCGAUGCCUCUUUUCAAUUCAACAGUGAAUUAUUUCCCAUGUGUGAUAACUCUUGAGCCUCAAGCAAGACCAACAGUAGGUGAAGAUGGAGUAUCAGAUUACCAAAAUCUGAUUACUUACUGAGUUUUUGAAAUUAAUAAGUCAACACACAUGAUCACCCUCAAGCCGAUUAAACAAGUUCUAGUAGCCUUCGAUAUGGCCUUCAACCUCCAACAAAUCUAUGGAAUCAACGAUGCUUUUGAAGACAAGAAGGAAGAAGAUCCUGCUAUGCUCGCAGAUGAUGAUUCAACGACAUGAGUAGUCUGAAUGACCGACGAAAAGAAUACAGUUGUCAUGCCAUGCGGGCAUUUAUGAGUCUGCAAGGAUUGUGCUACAACUAUUGCCAACCAGAGAUCUCCUGAUUGACCUAUAUGCCGAAUGAAAGUAAAAUCUUUCGUUCCUCUCAACAUCGACUCUAUCAAGAGCAUCGAUGCUACCAAAGGAGGUAAAGGUGGAGAAGUCGGCAAAGGAUUUGAAAUAUAACUUCUUUGAUUAAUAUAUCCAAUUUAUCA
Moneuplotes crassus is the source of this 1054-nucleotide messenger RNA. NCBI's taxonomy places the organism in Eukaryota, Ciliophora, Spirotrichea, Euplotida, Euplotidae. The record is from the annotation of a GenBank genome assembly.